Messenger RNA from Paramecium tetraurelia, 2409 nucleotides. RefSeq lists its product as uncharacterized. Gene Ontology annotation, molecular function: helicase activity. Lineage: Eukaryota; Ciliophora; Oligohymenophorea; Peniculida; Parameciidae. The record is from RefSeq and is a predicted model, not a curated record. The transcript has 3 exons.
AUGCAAUAAAAACAAAUUGAUUGGUUUAAACUUUCAGAUCUAAAUCACUUAAUAAGUAAUAAAGGUUAUAGAUUUGCCAAACAUCAUAAUUUGAUAACUUCAUUAGAGAAAUAAAUUUCUUUUGAAUCACCUGAUGAAUACGAAGAAAAAAUGUUCCCUUUGUUUCAAAAUGAAAAUUAUGGUGGUUUAGUAAAGGAAAUGACAUUUCAUAAAAAGAUUUUUUUAACAUAGUCUUCUUAUCCACUAAAAUUUAGUGUUAUGAUUGAUGAAGAGGAGCAACCUAAUUUCCAUACAGGUAUAAGGCUGUAAGUAAUGAAAUAAGUAAAGGAUGAGAAAAAUAAGAUCAAUUCUUGGAAAUAUUAAAGGUAUGGACAAUAUUUAACUUUUAAAAAAUCCAAAACAUUUAUAGGUGGAACAUUUAUUAGGCAAAAAGAUGGUUAAAUGUAUUAAACAUUAUGUCUAUACAUAAAGAAAGAAAAGCAAGAAUUCAUAAUAUUACCAUUUACGAAUGAUGUUAGAAACAACUUUGAAUACACAUAGUUGAAAGGAAGGGAUGGUAUUAUAAAUCUAAAAAGAAAAUAAUUUAUUGUCAAUUUUAUUCCAUUAAGUUCUCCAAAAGUAUAUUUGAAUGAAGCCAAAGCUAUAUUUAGACUUUAUAGUUGCAGUUUUUAUUAACUCAUACUUAAACCAUCAACAAAAAAUAACUAAUAAAAGUUGACUUAAUUUGGAAAAAAUGCAAAAUAAAUGUUUUAAAGGUCAAAGUAAAACAUUAACUUUACAAGACAUUUUGAUAAAUCGUAGUUAGAAGCUAUUGAAAGUGCUAUGAAUUUCGAAUAAAAAUUUACAUUAAUUGAAGGUCCUCCAGGAACAGGAAAAACCUAAACCAUUUUAGGUAUCUUAUCAAUUUUCUAGAGUUUAUUAAAAGAAUCUAGGAAUGAGGACUAAAAAGAUGUAAUUUUAAUUUUAGGAAAAUCCAACGGAAUUGUAAAUGAUUUGGUUAGGAAAAUUAAUAAAAGUAUAGAAACUCCAAAUUCCAUAAUUUAUUGCUCAGAGGAAUAACCUUAAUCUCUUAAGGUUCUUCGAUUUGGAAGACCUGAUUUAUGUGAAAAUGACAUAGCUAGAUAUAGUGCAGAGAUUCGUUCUUAACAAGAAUUUUUUUCAUAAUUUAAGGAUGAAGUUACGAAAAUAUUUGAAAAAUAUAUCACAAUCAACAUAAUUUAAGAAUUGCAGAGUGAGUAAAUUUAAGACUUUUCAUCUUUUUUGAUGGAAAUAGAUGAAUCAAAUAACAAUCUUACAAAUGGACCCCCUUAAAUAAGUCUAGUUUAGCUCAUGAAAUAUAUCGAGUAUCUAAAUUUUAGAAUAAAAAAAAGUGUAUUAACAUUGAAGGCUUUUGGACAUGUUUUUAACGAUUUGCAUGAGUUGUUGAAAUCAAAACAAAAUAAAUAUUUAGAAAUACAAGAAGGCAUUUUCAAAUAUCGUCAUAUUAUAGCAUCUACAUUAAAUAGCUGUAACAAUAAUAAGUUGCAAAAUGCAUUAUAGAAUGUGAAUUUGAGAAUGUGCAUAAUUGAUGAGGCUCCAACAGCAUUAGAACCAUCAUAGUUGAUCCCAUUUAUUGAAUAUAACAAUAUAGAAAAAAUAGUCCUUGUUGGAGAUACAAAAUAAUUGAAUCCAAUUGUUAUAGCAAAGGAAUCUGAAAAUAAUCAUUUUAAUCGUUCCUUAUUUGAAAGAAUGCUAAAUUGCAUUUAGUCUAAAAAAUUGACAGAAUAAUAUCGGUAAAUGUCAAAUCUAGCAGAAAUUACAUCUAAGAUUUUUUAUUCUAAUUCUCUAAAAAAAAGUAAAAUCUAAAUGUAGAUUCCUGCUUAUAUUGAAGCAAAAAUAAGUCCAAAUAAAAACAGUUUUUUUUUCAACACCCCUUAUAAUACAGAGGAACUUAAGGAUUCUAGCUUUAGGAAUGUCUUAGAGUGCGAGGCGAUAAUUUAAUUAGUAAAAUAUAUAUUGAGUGAUGAAAUUAAAUCGAAAACAAAUAAAAUAAUUUCAAUUAUCAGUCCUUACUAAAUGUAAAAAGAACUUUUGAGAUUAAGAUUAAAAGAUUGGAAUCUGCUUAAUUAUGUAGAAGUAGAUACAGUAGAUUCGUUUUAAGGGAAAGAGAAUGAAAUUGUUAUACUAUCUCUAGUACGUUCAAAAGAUUCGAUUGGAUUUUUAUAUGAUUAGAGAAGAGCAAACGUAGCAUUAUCAAGAGCUAAAUACUGUUAAUACGUUUUUGGAACUGAAAGCACAUUUAAUUAAUAAGGGCAUAAAAGUUUUUGGAGAUAGAUAAUAUAAUUAUAUUAGAAUUAAUCUCGAAUAAUUGACUAUGACGAGGAGAGUUUGAGGAAUCCAAGUUUCUUCCAGUAGAAAUUGAAUGGAUGA